UUUCGUGGACGCCGGGGGAGCUCGAGCAUCUCUGGGACCUGAGCCGGAGGGGAGGAGGAAGGCCUGUCAGUGCGUGGAUUUGAGCCUUGGUAUUUCUACCCCACGAUCUCGAAAUGCAUCGUGAUUCCUGCCCCUUGGACUGUAAGGUUUAUGUAGGAAAUCUUGGAAACAAUGGCAACAAGACUGAAUUGGAACGUGCUUUUGGCUACUAUGGACCACUCCGAAGUGUGUGGGUUGCUAGAAACCCUCCUGGCUUUGCUUUUGUUGAAUUUGAGGAUCCCCGGGAUGCAGCUGAUGCUGUUCGAGAGCUAGAUGGAAGAACACUAUGUGGCUGCCGUGUUCGAGUGGAACUAUCGAAUGGUGAGAAAAGAAGUCGAAACCGUGGCCCACCUCCCUCUUGGGGUCGUCGCCCUCGAGAUGAUUAUCGAAGGAGGAGUCCGCCACCCCGGCGCAGAUCUCCAAGAAGGAGAAGCUUCUCUCGCAGCCGGAGCAGGUCCCUUUCUAGAGAUAGGAGAAGAGAGAGAUCACUGUCUCGGGAAAGAAAUCACAAACCGUCUCGAUCCUUCUCUAGGUCUCGUAGCCGGUCUAGGUCAAAUGAAAGGAAAUAGAAGACCAGUUUGCAAGAGAAGUGUACAGGAAAUAAGUUCAUUUGACAGGAGUAUGUACAGAAAAUUCAAGUUUUGUUUGAGACUUCAUAAGCUUGGUGCAUUUUUAAGAUGUUUUAGCGGUUCAAAUUUAUUUGUCUCUUGGAACAGUGACAUACAUAACAAUGUAACAUUCUAUGGUUUGAAAUGGAUCAUAUGAAGCACAUAAUACCAAGAAAUGUUACUUUACAAUGUUCCCUUAAGCAAGAUUGAAUUUGCUUUGAACUUUAGUCUUGCAUAGACUGAAAUAAACCUAAACCCUGCCCAGUUAAAGUGUGAUGUGCUAAUGUUACAGAAACAAAACAGGCAGAAAUUGAACUAAGAUUUACUUUCCUGCAUAGCUGAGAAACAAUGCAGCUGUAGAUGUAAAAGCAGUCUUUUAAAAAAAGCGGCUGUGAUCACAAGCCAUCAGGUAAAGAUGAAAGCUGCACCAUUAAACUAGAUGAAGUUUUUAAAAAAUCUAGCUAGUCUUCACCCUGGGCAGAGGUUGCCUAGUUGGUGUAGAAUCUGAUGUUUAAAGAAAGUUUACCUUUGCUUAGGUCAUAAGUUCCUUAUGGGAUUGUUGAAUAUGAAUAAGAACACACACUUGUUAAUUAUUUGGAAAUUUGAGAUUUCAAAAUCCUAUGUCCUGCCAGUUUAAGGGUACAUUGUAGAGCUGAACUAUUGAGUUACUGUGCAAGAUUUUCUUUUCAUGCUGUCAUUUGUAAUAUGUUUUGUGAGAAUCCUUGGGAUUAAAGUUUUGGUUACAAAUUGUUGUUUAACUUGAAAGCCUGUGUUUCCUUGCAAACUCAAAAUCUGUGAGUACCAAGUCCAGGUAUAACAUUCCUAUUGGAAGCCAUACUUAUAUUUUCUUGUAAAGUGCUUUUGAAUUAAUAAAAUACUAGCAUAAUUGUGUAAUAGUCAGUUGAACCCACUGUUACCAUUGUUCUCAACCCAUGGAAAGCAGUUGGUCACAUAGUUUAUAAGAAACACAACUGAGAAGGCACUAUAAAUGAGUCUUGGGAAUUUUUGGUUGUAACCCUGAGUGAUUAUUAGUAGUUGUCUAUUUUAGAGGUUGAAGCCAGUUUGGGGUCCAUGGUACUUAACUAACAUUUUUAAAGUAAGCCGCAACCUGGUAUAUUGUAAUCCAAAAUAAGUUGCCCAUAAAAAAAAAUGGCUUUUACCUUUAGCAUGUCCACAAAGUUUUGAAAUUUGCUUCCAUUUUAUAAUUUGAGGUGUUGCAUGGGAAUUCCAAACUGAUCCAUCAUGAUGUAAACUUCACAACAUGGUUCAAAUGUAACAGUGCACAGUUGAAUAUGGAGGCAUGCAUACCCUUCUGGUUAGAAAUCGGGAGGAGUUGUGAUUUCAAAUUUUUUGUGCAAUUAGAUUAAAUCAUAAUGCAACAGUC
Messenger RNA from Castor canadensis (American beaver), 2031 nucleotides. RefSeq names its product serine and arginine rich splicing factor 3 (gene Srsf3). Gene Ontology annotation, molecular function: RNA binding. Lineage: Eukaryota; Metazoa; Chordata; Mammalia; Rodentia; Castoridae. The record is from RefSeq and is a predicted model, not a curated record.